CAUGUAUUUCAGUUCGGAGUUGUGCCUCUUCAGCAGCUCUAGCCUACUCAUUCUUCUCAUCCCUCUCCGGCUACUGUCUCACACUAGACGAACGAACCACUGCUGCGGGCUCUGGAACAGGAGGGAUAGACUUGUCUAGGCUACCCUAACCCCUUUGGCUUAUGUGAAAUAUUUGCUGCUCUGUCUCGGUAUACUUAGCCGAUGUGAAAUAACCGAGACAAUAUAAAACCUACGGUCAGAUAACGGGUCUGGUCAGGGUGCGCCAAAAUAACAGGAUUCUGUCAACUUGUUGCGCACUCAAUGCAGUGGAACUACAAGUGGUAGUUAGAAUUGUUUCGAGUAGCAGCCAAAGUGGACGAUUAUAAUUUCAGUUAUCAUCAUGGGCGAGACACACUAAGCCUCAGCUCCCGAGGCUCAGGAUUGUUUUAGCAGUGGGGGGACGAAGAGAGAGGCACGGCAUUCCCAGACUGGACCGAUAAGGACUCCUAAAUGCGUCUUCCUGUCGACCCAACGACAACAAUGAAUAGUGGUUCUAGCAACUUUCUGCUAGUUCCAAUACAGGAGUAUCCCGUUCUAGACUGCGUACCCAACAAAAACGUCAAGAUCGUGGUUUUGGGAGCGAGCAACGUGGGGAAAACAGCGUUGAUAGUCAGGUUUCUGACUAAGAGGUUCAUCGGGGACUAUGAGGCAAACACAGGGGCCCUGUACUCCAGAAAGAUCAAUCUAGAUGGAGAACAGGUUUCACUACAGGUUCAGGACACGCCCUGCGUCUCUCUACAGGACGAUGCAGAGGGACUUUAUUGUCAGGAGCAGAUCAACAGGUCUAUCUACUGGGCGGAUGGAUACGUCCUGGUCUUCUCCAUCACAGAUGACAGCAGCUAUAGAACCAUCCAGCCUCUUUACCAGCACGUCAGACGCAUCCACCCUGCAGGGAAUAUACCUGUCAUACUGGUGGGCAACAAGAGUGACCUCCUCCGUGCCCGCCAGGUGCCAGCCGAUGAGGGUGAGACUUUGGCAGCCUCUCUGGGUGGUGCGUAUUUCGAGGUCUCUGCCCGGGAGAACCACGAGGGGGUCCACGCCGCCUUCCUGCACCUCUGUGGCGAGGUGAGCCGAGCGCUGGGCGGGGGGAACGGGGAGAAGAGGAGAGGGCUGCACCUAGCUCGGCCUAAGUCCCCCAACAUGCAAGAGCUCAAAAGAAGGUUCCGACAGGUGCUCUCUUCCAAGGGGAAGUCUUCCACUACCCCGCUGUGAUGAUUCUGGUUCUGGUUCCGAUGGUUCUAGUUCUGGUUCCAGAAUUGGAAUUAUGGAUUUAGCCCAGUUGACUCUCUUGUGAUGUCAUUGUAUGAGAAUGAAUGGAACAGUUUCAAUGGAACAGUUCCAAUGGAACAGAGAGAAGAGAUAAACAGUUCUAUAUUCUAUUUCAUUCUAUUGGAAUGGAACGUUGAGAUAAGGAAAUCUAUAUUCCACUUGUGGAAGGAAUGGCACAGAGACAGCAAGACCAAACGCUUCCAGCAAAGGAGUGGGCUUCGUGGUACGUGAUAUCACAAGCCUGUCUGCCGAUUCAACCAAUGGUGACUGAGGAGACUGAAAAACAGACUAUGACUGACAGGUCUAACGGACCAAUCGUAGGCUUCUCUGAGAUCGCUAUUCGUACUAAGCGAUCAUGCAGUAGUCAACUCUCCUUGCUUUUGAUACAUUUGUAUUUAAAGAAUGUAAUCUAAAAUAAACUGUACCCAGAGGCAAAGAAAAAUUAUGUUGGCAUCACAGAUUACCUAUAAUGAAGGGAAUCUUUAUCUCUAAUGGCACUCUACGAGCCCUGGUCAAAGGUAGUGCUCUAGGCUAUAUUAUAGUGCUCUACCUUUGACCAGGGCUCGUAGAGUGCCAUUAGAGAUGGAACCUAUGUAUUUUCUCAAUGAAACAUUUAAAACAUGGACGGGCCAUGCUUAAUUCAAUUGAAUUGCUAAAAAAUGCACUCAACCACAGUCCUUGACAUCCUGGUCUGUACUAAUCUAUACCAGCUUGGUUCCCCUGAACAGUCACUAACCACAGGAUCAGUUUACCCUACCCCAACCCUAACUUAAACCAUCAGGAAGGCAAUAGAUAAAACGGACCACAGACCAGUUCUUAGGGGAAACUCCAUCCUACAUAAAAACCACUGUGAUCCCUAUGGUUGCAAAAGUCGGUUGGAAGAUUCCUGGAAUCAGGAGGGAAUAAGCAGGAUACUUUGAAUCCUUCAACCAGAAUUUCAGAAAAACCUGGGAAUUAUGGGAAAAUUACAGGAAUUCUGCAACCCUACUCAGGCCCCUUUAAGGUAACAUAUGUGGAGGCUGUAUGUCCUACAGAUGUAUCUGUCUGUCUGUGUUUUUUAUAUGAGUCUGGAAAGGAAGAGACGUGGGAUGCGUCCCAAAUGGCACCUUAUUCCCUAUAUAGUGCACUACUUUUGACCAGGGCCUAUCAAAAGGAAUGCACUAUAUAGGGAAUAGGGUGCCAUUUGGGAUGUAGACACGAGUUCUCACGACCUUUCACCUCUAUCUGCUGUGUCAGAGUUUAACACACACCAGAUCAGGGAUCAUCCACUAGAUUCAGCCACAGGCUGAUUUUUUUUCUUCUUGAGCGGAUGGUCAGGGGGCCGGAACAUAAUUACAAAUGAUUUGAAAACCGCAAAUAGACCGCAAGAAGCCGAAACAGAUAUAAUAUAUCAAACCUUGUUUACAUUUGUAUACAAUCACAUACUGUAUAUACAGUAUAUAUCUAUUAUGUGCGGGAAUACU
Molecule: messenger RNA, 2771 nt
Organism: Salvelinus sp. IW2-2015
Lineage: Eukaryota; Metazoa; Chordata; Actinopteri; Salmoniformes; Salmonidae
Product: ras-like protein family member 11A-like
Molecular function (GO): GTPase activity; GTP binding
Source: RefSeq, a predicted model, not a curated record